AUGGACGCCAAGGAGGCGACCUUCGAUGCGUCCUCCACCGCCGUGGUUCCUGUACAGCAGGAAGCUACCCACCAGGGCCUCGAGGCGCUGAGGGACAUAGCAUACGGCUCCUUCGCUGGAACCGUGGGCAAGAUUGUCGAAUACCCCUUCGACACCGUCAAGGUGAGGCUGCAGUCUCAGCCCGAUCACCUCCCUCUCCAAUACACCGGACCUCUCGACUGUUUCCGCCAAAGCCUGCGGCAGGGCGGCAUCGGAAGCCUCUACCGCGGGGUGAGUGCUCCGCUCUUUGGAGCAGCUGCCGAAACAGCUUGUCUCUUCUUCGCAUACCGCAUAGCRCAGGAUAUCCUCCGAAGCACAGUGUAUCCCAAACAUGGAGUCGAGAAGCUCCCACUUCCUGCGUUGGUCAUGGCAGGCGCCAUGUCAGGCGGUGUCACAUCCGUUGUGCUCACGCCAAUCGAACUGGUAAAGUGUCGCAUGCAAGUACCUCUACAAUCCUCCAUGGACCCGAGUCUAGCACGCUCAGGGCUGGCGGCCAAGUCUCUUGGUCCAUUGGCUGUUAUACGGGAUGUGCAUAGACGAGAGGGGAUCAAAGGGUUCUGGAGAGGGCAGCUCGGGACGCUGUUUAGAGAGACUGGAGGUAGUGCAGCAUGGUUUGGAAGCUACGAGAUGAUGACUCUAUAUUUCAAGAGCAGUCUUCGAGAUCCUCAGCAUGAAUCUCUGCCUCUUUGGCAACAAAUGGCCUCGGGAGCAUUGGCAGGCAUGAUGUACAAUUUCAUGUUCUUCCCCGCGGACACGAUCAAAAGCAAGAUCCAAACGGGAGAGCUGAACACUCGGCCUACGUUURUGAAUGUCGGGAAAGAACUCUACAAAGCUCGUGGUUUGAGGGGAUUGUAUUCAGGUUGUGGCAUUACCGUCGCCAGGAGUGCGCCCAGUUCGGCGUUGAUUUUCACGAUUUAUGAAGCUUUGAGGAAGACCUUUGGGUGA
Messenger RNA from Ramularia collo-cygni, 984 nucleotides. RefSeq names its product related to amino acid transporter arg-13. The record is from RefSeq and is a predicted model, not a curated record. Gene Ontology annotation, biological process: mitochondrial L-ornithine transmembrane transport. Gene Ontology annotation, molecular function: L-ornithine transmembrane transporter activity. The transcript has a single exon. Lineage: Eukaryota; Fungi; Ascomycota; Dothideomycetes; Mycosphaerellales; Mycosphaerellaceae. The coding region runs from base 1 to 984 and encodes 327 amino acids.